Messenger RNA from Teleopsis dalmanni, 3383 nucleotides. It is a transcript of the gene omd, whose product is annotated as integrator complex subunit 5. Gene Ontology annotation, biological process: snRNA 3'-end processing. The coding region runs from base 126 to 3098 and encodes 990 amino acids. The record is from RefSeq and is a predicted model, not a curated record. The transcript has 10 exons. Lineage: Eukaryota; Metazoa; Arthropoda; Insecta; Diptera; Diopsidae. Gene Ontology annotation, cellular component: integrator complex.
CACGACGAAUACGCUUGGUGGCGCUAUAGCUCACACAGCUGACAACUGUAAAUUUAUAUUGUUUAUCAAUUAUCUCGCGCCGCGCUGUUAUAAAUGUUUAUUUCUAUAUUAAUUAAUAUUUAAAAAUGUCUCAUAUUCUUGUGAAAUUCUCGAAAUUUCUGGAUAUACUCGACGCCGGCGAAGAUGCUAAAAUCUUUGUUUCAGAUAAUGCAAUCAGAGAAAGUUUAUUUCUCCUAACUGAAUUCCAGACGUGCAGAACAUUGACUUUAAAAUAUUUUGGAGUCUUGGCUGACAAAUGUAUAGAAAACUAUGUCCAAAAUGUGAUUGUAGAUGUUAGAACUGGUUCGGUAACAAAUAAUGGCAGAGAUUUCGAUUUACUCGAUCAAAGGUACUUUAUACCGAUACAAGCAAAAUUGGAAACGUUAAUAAAUAACGGAACUGAUGAAUGGCAUCUAGAGGUUUUAAAAUGGAGUUUAGAGUUGAUCGGUAGUCUGACGAAAAAACACAAAAAUUACGAGAUGACCAUUGGUGCAAAAACCAAUUAUUGGUUAAGUUCCACUACCAUGAAGGGUCUGAUGUUGCUUACCACAAGAUGCAUCUGUAAAUUGGAUAGCAAUAAUUUGGAAAAAGCUAUCGUCGAAAUUAUGUCUGUAUUUCGGCGUUUUCAACCAGAUUGGUUACUUGUACGAAUUGGAAAUUGUUUUCCCCACAAAAUCAUGUCAAAUAUUUUGGAAUUCUGUUUAAAAUUAUUUGAACACGAGGUAAAUGUGAAAUUCACUGUGGAAGUAAGCAUUUUAGAUCACUUAUCGUUUCUGCAUGAAAAUGAUUUAAAAAAUGCUUUAAAAAAAAUGCUACUUCGAGGACUCACUGAAGGUCCAGCAAAUGCUUCAGUAGUUCCAUUUUUAUUAAGUCUAUCGAAUCAGUCUGAAAUAAUAUUACAGAGUCUAGUGGACAUUUUAUACGAAAUAUAUGAUGAUAAAUUACUUGCUACAAUCGCAAAGAACUCUUUACUUUGGAGAAACAAUAAGCUAUUUAUGGAUAUGCAACCAUCACUACAUAAUGUAGUACUGCGCAUCAAAAAUCAUGGAGUGCAGUUAUUACUCAAAUUAGCAAAAAUUGCAUCACAGUUUCAGUGGUGUUAUAUUUUUCUGGAAUAUUCAUUGAUAGAAUUGGAACAAUGUGUACUCAAUUCAAAGCUAUGUCCAUUAAUUAAUGACUUAGCAUCAGAAGAGUCGAAAUAUUUGCUAUGGAUAAGCAGCACCUCUUCAAAUCGUAUUGAACAGCAAACUGCAAUACGUCUACUACUCAUAGCCUCAACUCAGUAUAAUAAUCAUUACUACGAAACAAUAUCUGAACUGCUACGUAAAUCGUAUGAUAUCAAAAAAAGUGGCUUGACUGCACUUAUUCGCUUGCUUAAUGGACACAAUGGCGUGCAAAAUUUUCCUAAAAUAAAGCCAGGCUUAGAUAUGGUUUUACAAGAUGUGACAACCCAAGAACAAUUUCCAAAUUUUGGUUGGCACGGUCGUGAUAUGCGUAUAUCAGAGACUUUAAAUGUAUUAAAGAAUCUAAAGACAUUAUUAGAGUUGUAUAAGCAGAAUACAGUAACACCCUCCAAAGAGACGCAACUCACUGCAGCCUUGAUAAAAUGUCUCCCUAAACUUUUAGAGCUAUUGGAAGUUAUAACGGAAAGCCUCAUACACAGCAUGAAUAAAAAAGCAAAGGAAGAUUUAGAAAAUAUAAACUCCUAUUCUGACUCGAGUGAUUCCGAUGAUUCAGAUGAUGUCAAAUUGAACUUCACUUCAAGUGAAUUAUUUGAAACAAAUUCGAAAAUAGAUGGAAAUUCAGUCGAAGACAGUGAAAAAACAGAUGAAGCAAAUGCUAACUUUAAUCGGCAGGAAAAGGCACAUGUCCUAGUAGAUUUGCUAAACACUGUUGACGUAUGUGGAAGCAGUGUGCUGACAACUCCUGAAGUUCUCAAAUUGUCAAGUUUAUUGGCAAAAUACUUUUUUUUCUGCUUAACUGAAAAACCCGAUACUAAACGUCUAUUUGGCAUAAAACGUUGUUGUCAAUUGUUGCAGCGUUUGUGUAAGGGUCGUAAUGCAGCUCGCACCGCUUGUGUACGAGAACUAAUCGAGGGUGCGCUUCUACAUUACGGUUAUCUUUUUGGGCAAAUAGAUGAACUCAAGAUAGUUGAUGAAUUAAAAGUUCCAGAAAAUGAAUUUGUUUUCAAUCAAAAUACACGAUUCAAUCAUGGACCAGUAUCUAAUCGUACUGCAUUGCAUGCUGGAGUCAUUGGACAUGGACUGCGUACAAAUAACAAUAAAACAAAUGAGACCUACUGCCCUGGUACUGAAGUCUUGUUUCUGAAAGCACUUAAUUCUUGUUUUGAUCACAGCGAUAUUCGUAAUGUUUAUGAGUGCUACUCUUCAAUAUCAUUACUACUGUUAGAAUUAGUUUGUCCCGAUAUUAUGUAUAAUGGACUACCUUUUCCAGAAGAAGAAUUCACAAAAGUGACAAUGGAACGAGAUUUAUUUAUUAAACGUGCAUUCUCAAAUUCUCCAGUAUUAUGGACAAUACUAGGAUAUUUAGCACUACGUCGUCCAGCUCUAUGUUUCGCAUCAGUACUUUUAAGAGCAUUAUGCGCCACCUGUUUACAUCAAUGGAGAGCUAAAAAUGUCAGUAAAUUUCAAAGUUUGGAUCCAAAUGAAGAGCUUAUGGAUUGUACCAAAAAACUGUUGGAAAUCUUAGCAACUGGUCAGCUUCUACCACCGCCACUUUCAAAUUUAUCCACAAUUAUUGAACAUUUCGAACCACUUGAGAUUGCCCUGGUACUUAAAGAAUGUGUAUGGAAUUAUUUAAAAGAUUACGUACCCACUCCAACGCUGUUUCAAUGCGAUGGAACCGCUCCACCUUGGCGUAAUCCUGCUUUAUUUAAAGUACAACCUCAAUAUGUGGAUCCACUGCGAAAUUUAAUGCAAAAAAAAUUAACUAAAUUUGGUUCACAUUACUAUCAAAUGUUUAUAAUGCCAGAGCUUCAUAAUAGCUUAGAGAAUAUUAUGCUGACAGAGCGAGAGAAAAACGAAGGCAAAAAGACUUAAUUUAUUGAAUUAUUCAUUAAAACAAACAUUUAUUUUAAAAUUUUACAAAUAUGGAAAAAAUCAGUAAAUAUAAAGGCUUUCGUUUAUUUUUUGUGAUUUUGUAUUUGUUUGUUUAUAACUUUAACAAAUGAGGUUUCUUCAUGUUUUACAUUAAAACAUUUUUGUAUUGUCGGUAGGACAUUAGAAUUCUUCAGAAUUGCAUUUGGCAUUGCUUGAUGUGAAUUAUUUUAUCCAUAUUAACAAAUUUCACUGAUUAACAUACAUUUUACAUUUAUUUAAACUAAA